Molecule: messenger RNA, 969 nt
Organism: Pelagomonas calceolata
Lineage: Eukaryota; Pelagophyceae; Pelagomonadales; Pelagomonadaceae
Source: the annotation of a GenBank genome assembly
GCACAGCUGAGCAAACAGCGAGCGCAGCAGCGUUGCCAAGCAGCAAUGGCCGCCCACAUCGACGCCGCCGCCGCGCUGGUCCAGCAAUUCACCUCUGCCGGCUGUAUAAUAGCUGAUCCCCAAGCCGCCGCAGCCAAGCUCGGCGCAUUGAUACAAGGCGGCCCGUCGAACCUGACGGUGAUAGCCGACUUCGACCGCACCUUAACGGGCGCCAAGUCCGCGAGCGCCCACCAGGUCGUCGCCGGCGUGUUGUCGGAGCCGUUCCGCGACGUCGAGCGCCGUCUUUUUGCGCACUACUAUCCCAUCGAGCAAAACUUGAACAUGCCUCUAUCCGAGAAAAUACCAUUGAUGGAAGAAUGGUACCGGGCCAAUCACUUAACGAUGGUCCAGGAGUACGUGUCGCGGGACAUGAUCGCCGACGGCGUCAGAAAAGCUAGAGAUUCCGGUGCUUUCUUCGCUCGGGAUGGGGCUGCUGACUUAUUAGCGUUACUAAGGCAACGAGAGGUCGCUACGCAAAUAUUAUCAGCGGGGCUGAAGGACGUCGUGGAGGAAGCUUUGAUAGAAUUAUUUAAUCUACCAAAAUGGGAAAGUCCGACCGAUGUCAACACGGGCGAGCCCACUUCCAGGGACCCGAUCCGGGUCAUCUCGAACGGCAUGAAGUUCCACCCGAAGGCCGGCUGGCUGGAGGGCUUCACGGAGCCGCUGAUCCACAUGUACAACAAGUCGCAGUCUGUGGUGGAUGAGGGCAAGGGCGUCCUCGUGAACGCUCUUGUGAUCGGCGACGGUCUCGGUGACGCGAAUAUGAGUGAAGGCGGCGCUUCUCUCGAUUGUGCGUUGAAAAUCGGGUACUUGAACGACCCUUCCGAUGACGGCAAGGCGAAGUACGCGGCGGCCUUCGACAUUGUUGUCGACGGAACACAGGGCCUCGCCCCGGUGAGAGCAAUAGUAGACCGAGUAAUUAGUCGAUAG